AUGGUUCAAUCUUCCGUUCUGGGUUUCCCUCGUAUGGGAAAGCUUCGUGACCUGAAGAAGGCCACUGAAGCCUACUGGGGUGGCAAGAUUUCCCGUGAUGACUUGCUGGCCGAGGGUAAGCGCCUCCGCCAGGAGCACUGGAAGAUCCAGAAGGAUGCCGGUGUCGACAUCAUCCCCAGCAACGACUUUGCCUUCUACGACCAGGUCCUCGACCACAUCCAGCUCUUCGGUGUCAUUCCCGAGCGCUACAGCAAGUACAACCUCCACCCCGUCGAUGAGUACUUCGCCAUGGGCCGUGGUCUGCAGAAGCCCGACGAGGGUGUCGAUGUUCCCAGCUUGGAAAUGGUGAAAUGGUUUGACUCCAACUACCACUACGUCAAGCCUACCCUGCAGGACAACCAGACCUUCAAGCUGGCUGCCAACCCCAAGCCUGUGGUUGAGUUCCUGGAGGCCAAGGAGGCCGGUGUGGUGACCCGCCCCGUCAUCCUGGGUCCCGUCAGCUUCCUCGUCCUCGCCAAGGCCGACCGUGGCCAGAGCGUUGAUCCCAUCACUCAGCUGGACAACCUCCUCCCCGUCUAUGUGGAGCUUCUGAACAAGCUGAAGGCCGCUGGUGUUGAGGAUGUCCAGAUUGACGAGCCUAUCCUCGUCUUCGACCUUGCCGCCAAGGCCAAGGCUGCCUUCAAGCCGGCCUACGAGAAGCUGGGCAACCUGGGUGCCCAGGCUCCUCGUCUGACCCUCGCCACCUACUUCGGUGACAUUGUCCACAACAUCGACGUCCUCUCUUCCCUGCAGAACCUCCACGGCAUCCACGUUGACCUGGUCCGCAACCCCGAGCAGCUCGACACUGUCAUUGGUGCUCUGGGCCCCAACCAGGUCCUCUCGGCCGGUGUCGUUGACGGCCGUAACAUCUGGAAGACCAAUUUCCAGGCCGCCAUCGAGAAGGUUGAGCUUGCCAUCCAGAAGCUGGGCAAGGACCGCGUCAUCGUGGCCACCUCUAGCUCCCUCCUGCACGUUCCCCACACUCUUGCCAGCGAGAAGAACCUCGAUGCUGAGAUCCGUGACUGGUUCAGCUUUGCUGUCGAGAAGACCGCUGAGGUGGUCAUCAUUGCCAAGGCUGUGACCGAGGGUCCUGCCUCCGUCAAGGAGCAGCUGGAGGCCAACGCCAAGUCGGUCCAGUCUCGUGCCUCGUCCAAGCGCACCAACGACCCUGCUGUCAAGGCCCGCCAGGCCUCGGUCACCCCGGAGCAGCACAACCGCAAGUCUCCCUUCCCUGUCCGCCACGCUGAGCAAGGAAAGUCCAUCAACCUUCCUCUCUUCCCCACGACCACCAUCGGCUCCUUCCCUCAGACCAAGGAGAUCCGUAUUCAGCGCAACAAGUUCACCAAGGGCGAGAUCACCCCUGAGGAGUACGAGAAGUUCAUCGAGAAGGAGAUCCAGGACGUCAUCAAGAUCCAGGAGGAGCUCGACCUAGAUGUCUUCGUCCACGGUGAGCCUGAGCGUAACGACAUGGUGCAGUACUUCGGUGAGCGCCUGACCGGCUACGUUUUCACCACUCACGCCUGGGUGCAAUCUUACGGCUCUCGUUGCGUGCGUCCCCCCAUCAUCGUGGGUGACGUCUCGCGUCCCGCUCCCAUGACCGUCAAGGAGUCGAAGUACGCUGUCUCGAUCUCCAAGAAGCCCUGCAAGGGUAUGAUCACUGGACCCGUCACUUGCCUGCGGUGGUCGUUCCCCCGUGACGACGUCCACCAGUCUGUCCAGGCCCAGCAGCUGGCCCUGGCUCUCCGCGACGAGGUCGUUGACCUCGAGGCGGCUGGUAUCCAGGUCAUCCAGGUAGACGAGCCCGCUCUGCGUGAGGGUCUGCCCCUCCGUGCCGGUGCUGAGCGUGAGGCCUACCUCAAGUGGGCUGUCGACGCUUUCCGCCUGGCCACCGCCGGUGUCACCGACAACACCCAGGUCCACUCCCACUUCUGCUACUCGGAGUUCCAGGACUUCUUCCACGCCAUUGCCGCGCUGGAUGCUGAUGUUCUGUCCAUUGAGAACAGCAAGUCGGACGCCAAGCUGCUCAAGGUGUUCAUUGACGAGGCCUACCCCCGUCACAUCGGCCCCGGUGUCUACGACAUCCACUCGCCGCGUGUCCCCAGCGAGCAGGAGAUCAAGGACCGCAUCGAGGAGAUGCUGCAGUACCUGCGCCCCGACCAGCUCUGGGUCAACCCUGACUGCGGUCUGAAGACGCGCCAGUGGCCCGAGACCAAGGCUGCCAUCACCAACAUGAACAACGCGGCCAAGUACUUCCGCCAGAAGUACUCUUCUUAA
This is a messenger RNA of Penicillium alfredii, 2313 nucleotides long. Its product is annotated as 5-methyltetrahydropteroyltriglutamate--homocysteine S-methyltransferase. NCBI's taxonomy places the organism in Eukaryota, Fungi, Ascomycota, Eurotiomycetes, Eurotiales, Aspergillaceae. The coding region runs from base 1 to 2313 and encodes 770 amino acids. The transcript has 4 exons. Gene Ontology annotation, molecular function: 5-methyltetrahydropteroyltriglutamate-homocysteine S-methyltransferase activity; zinc ion binding. The record is from RefSeq and is a predicted model, not a curated record.